AUGCAGAUAAGAGCUGGGUUACAUGAAUUUCGACCCACGAAUUUUUUGUCCCGGACUUUCGGUCCGGUCCGAAAUCCCGAUGAUUUUUCGGCCCGGGCCGAAAAUUCAUUAGAAAAGCAGUGCAUAUCGAAAAUAGCUGAAGUUCUUGAGCUCGAUGAUUCAACUGAAUCAAAAAUCAUUGCCAAAGAAUUAAUAAUUAAAGGACGACACACUCUGCGAGAUUAUGAACAAGAUGUAACACCAACUGUAUUUAAAAAAGAAAUGAGUAACAAUCAAAAAACGAUUACUGAAGAAUGGUUCCAUGCAUUCCUUCAAAAACAAACAUCACAAUCAUUUGCUAUUUAUAAUAAGAUAUUGACACGAACUGCUGAAUAUGGUUCGAAGUUUAUGAAAGACAAUGCAGUAUUAUCUUUAAUACUUCAAUUUCUAUUCGAAUUUGAUGAUAAAACAAUGGAGGAUGAUAAUUUAUGCAAUCGGAUGUGGAAUACUAUGCUCAGUGAAGGUCAUCAAGGUCAACCGUUGAAAGAUUUAUUUAAACAAGAAGAAGUCAAUAUUGAUAAGCCACACAUAUUGGAAAUUGCUGUCGGUUGUGUGGCAAAUUCUGGCUGGUGGAAAGGUUUACAUGAUGAAAAAGUCACCGAUUUGUCUAAUAAUGAAUAUUCAAAUCAUCAUGUGUUACCAACAACAAUGAGUACCAUUAGGAACGAUGAUGAUAUACGACGACAAGAACGAACUCGAGAAUGUAAAAUGAUCACCAUGUGUAUCAAUGAGCAUGAAAAAUUACAAUUAUCAAAUUUGGUUGAAGCGGGUGAAUUAAUGUAUAUUGAUCAGAAACUUGAUCAUGUCCUAGACAAUAUUAUUCAAGAUUAUUGUUUUAAACAUAGUUUUGCUUCAUUUAUCAAUGCUUGCCUGAUACCAAUCAUAAAUCUUGUUCCAUUUCUUCAACCAUCAUUAACGAAUGAUAUCACAUCCUAUCAAUUUGUUUCAGAUAUUAUUUAUAUCUGGGAUUAUUCAAUUUCAACUAUUCUUUCUUUUGGUAUUGGUCCAUGUUAUGGUAAAUCGACAAUAAUCAAUACAGUUUUUCUUUCAUCUUUUGAACAAUCAAGUAUUUAUUUUCAAAAUACGAUUGAUAUUGAUUUUGGUUAUAGUUUUUUACCACGACGAUCAACGAAUAUUGCUGAUGCUCAUGGUUCUAUGAUGAAAACAUUAUUUGAACGAAUUCAUGAAUUAUUCGAUGGAUUUCUUAUUCAUGUUGAAUAUAAAUUUCUUCUUAAUAAUAUCGAUUGUGUUCUUGAUUUCUUCAAUGUAAUUAGAAGUGAAAGAAAAUAUCGAUUAAUAAUUGUUCGUGAUGUUCCAACAGAUCAACAUAGUCAAUGUUCCACUCUAUUAUCAUCCACAUUUGCUGGUAUUGAUACAUUUAUUUCACCUGAUAUUGCCGAUCAAAAUAAAAAACAAAAUAAACAUUUUAUUUUAACAUUAGGUUAUCAAAUCUGGGAAAAAAUUCCCACUGAAUGUCGACGUGAUAUGACUUUUAUUAAAAAUAACUUAAAAGAUUUAAUGGACAAUGAAUAUAAACAACAUUUAGAUCAAAUGUAUACAACUAUUCUACCAUUACAACAAGUAUUAUUAGAAAUAGCUGCUGAUGAAAGCAGGGUCACUCGAUUUUUUCCUGAAUAUUUAAGAUUUGUUGAAUUAUGUGCAUUAAAACUAAAAUUAGCACGUUUUAAUUUCUAUGGCAAUGAAAAUGAUGCUCUUGUCUAUGAAGUUCGACGUAAAAUUUUUGAAUUAGAAGGUCCAUCUGAAAUGAUAACAACAGAUCCGCAAUUAUUAACAGCAGCAUUAAAACAAGAACGUGCACAAUUAGUUUCAACUGCUGAUAUGGCUACAGAAUUACCUAUACAAAAACGUUUAUCUUUAGAAGUUUUAUGGCGUAAUGCUAUUGUUUGUAGUCAACAUAAACAAGAAAAAGUUCAAAAAUAUCUUCAGCAACAAUAUUAUGAAUAUAUUAAAGCUGGUUUUCCAUUUGAAAUUGUUGAUGGUGAUAAUUUCUAUUUUCAAUAUUCAUUUUUAUUUGAAGUUUUACAACCAUUUCAUAAUCAUCGAACAUUAGUAAUUAGUAUCAUUGGACCACAAAAUUCGUAG
Molecule: messenger RNA, 2142 nt
Organism: Didymodactylos carnosus
Lineage: Eukaryota; Metazoa; Rotifera; Eurotatoria; Philodinida; Philodinidae
Source: the annotation of a GenBank genome assembly